AUGUCCAACAAGUGGCUUUCUUCUUCAAGCUCUCGAUGUCCUCCUCCAAGACUGGAAAGAAGGAUUGCAGAGAAGAACAGAAGAAAUCAUCUCAAAAACCUCUAUUCCCAUCUUUUCUCUCUCCUCCCUAACCAUGGAUCCCAGGGGGAAUCUUCUGCGACAUCAUCGACGCUGCUAGAGCAAAUAGACGAAACGAUAGAUUACAUUAAGAGCAUGGAAACUAAACUUGAGAGUUAUAGGGUUAAGAAGAAGAGAUUAAUAUUAGAACUAGGAGACGGAGGUUUGAUGAGGAGGGUGCCGGAAUGUGUGGAGGUAAGGCAGGUUGGUCCGAGUGAAAAUGUCUCGACUGUGAUUUGUGGGUCGGAGAGAAAUAACAUUUUUCAUGAUAGUAUUUUUGUGAUUCAACAAGAAGGUGGUGAGGUUCUUCAUGCAAGUUUCUCUAUUGUAGGAAAUAACACUCUUUUCCACACUUUUCAUUUCCAGUCGGAAAAUUGGGCCGGAGAUCGUAUAAGCAGAAGGUUGAAUGAAUUGGUUCAUGGAUCCCACACCCAAGCCCAACAAUAUUAUGCAGGUUGUAAAGUGGACAGGAAGAGCACCAGUGAAAUUUGCCAGUUCUUAGGUGACCGUCUUGUCUCCUACUACAACAAGAAGCAAACAUCUAUUGCAACUUCAACGGCAGAAUCAGAGUAUCUUGCAGCCGACAGUUGCUGUGCUAAACUACUCUAG
This is a messenger RNA of Impatiens glandulifera, 726 nucleotides long. RefSeq names its product transcription factor bHLH162-like. Gene Ontology annotation, molecular function: RNA polymerase II transcription regulatory region sequence-specific DNA binding; DNA-binding transcription factor activity, RNA polymerase II-specific; protein dimerization activity. NCBI's taxonomy places the organism in Eukaryota, Viridiplantae, Streptophyta, Magnoliopsida, Ericales, Balsaminaceae. The transcript is spliced from 4 exons. Gene Ontology annotation, biological process: regulation of transcription by RNA polymerase II. Bases 1 to 726 code for a protein of 241 amino acids. The record is from RefSeq and is a predicted model, not a curated record. Gene Ontology annotation, cellular component: RNA polymerase II transcription regulator complex.